AUGGCGAUGCAGGUUCCCCAUCUACUGUCCGCCACGCUUGCUCUAGCUGCAGCUCACCGACAUACAUCCGGCCUGUUUGAAGGCGACUGUCAAUUUGAGCUCAUGAAGGGGAGCAGUCUGAUGCAGUUGAGAUCGGCCUUGGACCGGUUCAGCCCGUCCGAGAAUGACAAAGUCCUUGCUACCACACUGCUCUUGUGUCUAGCCGACGUGAUAUCCCCGGCUACGAGCACGUCGUCAUGGAGGUCACAUCUGUAUGGUGCUGCGACCCUCUCUGCACAACACAGCCGCUCGAAUGGUGCCAGUAUAUCAUCGAUUUCGAGUUUUCUCAAGAGGAAAUACCGGGCGCUGCAGGCAGUUGCUCUGGCCUGCUGCUCUAAACGGUUCGAGGCGCAGAUACUGACCACGCCUUACGAUGAAGUCGAUGCUCGUAUUGACGACCUAGCCGGGUACUCUACGACCCUGAUGCCGAUUUUAGAGGAGAUCAACGACCUGGAGCCACUACGGGAAGACGGUGGUUCUGAAUUCUCCUGCGACUCCCCUCCUGGGCCACCACAUUUUGAUUGCAGCUCGCCUUUGGAGCACAAAUCGCAUUUGCUGUUCGACCGCGUCAGAGCACUAAUGGCGAAAAGGAAGAUGUCACGGACGCAGGGUGGUGGUGGACAUCUUCCAUCACCCGUAUACCACGACCUAUAUCUCGUGGACGAAGCCUAUCAUCACAUGGCACUUCUACAGAUCUUUCGCCGUGGAUCCUUGUCCGUCCCUCUGCAGGUGAUUGACGACAGCAGACGCUCAAUCCUGGACUGUCUUGCCGCCGUGACAUAUCAAUCCGGCCCAUGUCCAGGCGUGGCCACGCUGCCACCUCUGUUCGUGGCGGGCACCCUCUGUAGGACCAAGUCGGACAGAGACCAGCAAUCCUCCUAUCCUCGCAUCAACACUCCCUAUACGAUUGAGCUGGACUCGCUGCCGGCCUCCACAGACGACAUUCCCUACGUGCCGCCAGCACCUCCUGCCGAUCUCGCGAAAACACCCUCUCAGAUUCAGAAACGUCAACUGUCCACCUCAUCCGCCGCCAAAAUGUCCUCGCAACCUCCCCACCCUUCCCUGCUCAUUCCGGGGCCUAUCGAAAUAACCGAUGAAGUCUCUCAGGCCAUGAGUCACUAUGCGCAGUCCCACGUCGGACAACCAUUUGUCAACACAUUUGGCGAAUCCCUCACACUAUUGAGAGAUCUAUUCCAAACCAAAAACCCCGGUUCUCAACCCUUUGUCCUGGCCGGCAGCGGCACCUUGGGUUGGGAUCUCGUGGCAGCCAAUCUGGUGGAACCCGGUGAAGAUGUUUUGGUGUUGCACACUGGCUAUUUUGGCGAUUCGUUUGCGGACUGCCUGUCAACCUACGGCGCAAAGCCUACGCAAUUGAAAGCCCCCAUUGGGGACAAGCCACAACUGCCCGAGAUUGAGGCAGCACUAAAGGAAAAGAAAUAUAAGGCGGUGACGGUCACACACGUCGAUACCUCGACCGGAGUGCUCUCGCAGAUCCAACCUCUUUCCGACCUCAUCAGGCGUGUGUCUCCCGAGACGCUUCUGAUUGUGGACGGCGUGUGCUCUGUCGGAGGAGAAGAGAUCAACUUUGACAAGAUGGACAUUGAUGUGUGCUUGACCGCAUCUCAGAAAGCCAUCGGCUGCCCGCCUGGUCUCUCGAUCGUGAUGGUGUCGGAGCGGGCCAUGAACGUGUACAAGUCGCGCAAAUCCAGCCCGGGAAGCUACUAUGCCAGUUUCAAGAACUGGACGCCUAUCAUGCAAAACUAUGAGGCGAAGAAAGCCUCGUAUUUUGCCACUCCUCCCACCCAGCUGGUCCAAGCCCUCAAUACGUCGCUCAAGCAGAUCCUCGCACAGCCCCUGGAAGCGCGCUUCGCCCAGCACCGCAAGGUGAGCGAAUACGUCAAGUCGAAAGUGGCAAGCCUGGGUCUGAAGCAGUUGGCCACGGACCCAGCCAAUGCCGCCAACACCAUGACGGCAAUUUAUUUACCCGAAGGACUCACUCCUCCCGAGAUCCUCCCCAAGCUGAUGUCCCGGGGAGUUGUUUUCGCCGGUGGCCUGCACCGGGAGAUUGCGGCGAGAUACAUUCGUUUCGGGCACAUGGGUGUCUCUGCCAUGGACGAGUCGAGGGGAGAGAUCGACAAGGCGCUCGAGGCGUUGAAGGACGGGUUGGCAGAGGUAGCGAGUGCCAAGAGCAAGUAA
Messenger RNA from Fonsecaea nubica, 2235 nucleotides. RefSeq lists its product as hypothetical. Bases 1 to 2235 code for a protein of 744 amino acids. Gene Ontology annotation, cellular component: peroxisome. Gene Ontology annotation, molecular function: L-alanine:glyoxylate transaminase activity; L-serine:pyruvate transaminase activity. The transcript is spliced from 2 exons. Lineage: Eukaryota; Fungi; Ascomycota; Eurotiomycetes; Chaetothyriales; Herpotrichiellaceae. The record is from RefSeq and is a predicted model, not a curated record.